AUGGAAUUGUCAGAAGUUCGUUGUUCCAGUGCGAGCGAAGAGCUUUACACCAUUAACAAAACUCCCGCCAGCAACAACACCACGAGCGGGAGCCGACCCAAACGGUUGUUGUGGCAAAACGCGGUACGCCACAUCACCGAGCAACGGUUUAUCCACGAGCAUCACAGCAGCCCCAAAACUGUCUCACCAGACCAGCCUCACGGGCAGACCUCACGAAAACAGUCCUCGGCUGGUAGAGCUUCGGUGGGAGACCGACACAAUAACGGGGGCACCAAAGUCUUCCCCGAGCGCUCAAGCAGCGACCUGGGCUUCCUACAGAUCGACUGCGCGCCCAGCAACUCAGAUUUCUUCCUCAACUGGGGCUACACGUACAGGGGGGUAAUUUUUCCCACGCUUCGGAAUGCUUUUAAAUCCCGUGACUUGGAGCGCCUGUACCAGCGUUAUUUUCUCGGUCAGCGGCGCAAAUCGGUAGUGGUCAUGAACAUUCUGGACGUGGUAACCAAACUGACGUUGCUGGUGCUCCACCUAACUCUCGCGUCAACACCUAUGGACCCGAUUAAAGGCACGCUUUUGGGCUUCUUCACGGGCAUCGAGGUGGUUAUUUGCGCUCUGGUCGUGGUGCGCAAGGACACCAGCUCUCACGGCUACCUGCAGUACAGCGGAGCGGUCACCUGGGUCGCCAUGGCGACACAGAUUCUGGCCACGGGCCUCGGUUAUGGGUUGCUGGGAGACGGGAUAGGGUACGUGCUGUUCACGCUUUUUGCCACCUACAGUAUGCUUCCACUGCCGUUAACCUGGGCCAUUGUGGCGGGACUACUGACCUCUGCCCUCCACAUUACGCUGCAACUACUUCUGAACCCGCCUUCACACAUCUCCACCAAUCAGCUGGCUGCGCAGGCUGUACUGUUCCUCUGUAUGAACACGGCUGGUAUGUUCAUCAGUUAUCUGUCCGACCGAGCUCAGCGCCAGGCCUUUCUGGAGACACGGCGAUGCAUCGAAGCCCGACUGCGUCUGGAGACAGAGAACCAGAGACAGGAGAGGCUGGUGUUGUCUGUGCUCCCACGGUUUGUGGUGCUGGAGAUGAUUAACGACAUGACCAACGUGGAGGAUGAGAACCUGCAACACCAGUUUCACCGCAUCUACAUCCAUCGCUAUGAGAACGUCAGUAUUCUCUUUGCUGAUGUUAAAGGAUUUACCAACCUGUCCACCACCCUGUCAGCACAAGAGCUUGUGCGGAUGCUAAACGAACUGUUCGCUCGCUUUGACCGCCUGGCACACGAGCACCACUGUUUGAGAAUAAAAAUUUUAGGGGAUUGUUAUUACUGUGUAUCUGGUCUUCCUGAGCCCAGACCAGACCAUGCCCACUGCUGCGUAGAGAUGGGCCUCAGUAUGAUCAAAACCAUCAGGUAUGUUCGCUCCCGUACGAAACAUGACAUUGACAUGCGGAUUGGGAUCCACUCUGGCUCUGUGCUGUGUGGGGUACUGGGUCUGAGAAAAUGGCAGUUUGAUGUUUGGUCCUGGGAUGUGGACAUCGCCAACAAACUGGAAUCUGGAGGAAUACCAGGGCGGAUUCACAUCUCCAAGGCGGCGCUGGACUGUCUGAGCGGGGACUAUGAGGUGGAGGAGGGCCAUGGAAAGGAGAGGAAUGAUUUUCUGCGUAAACACGACAUUGAGACGUACCUGAUCAAGCAGCCGGAGGAGAGUCUGCUGGCGCUCCCAGAGGACAUCAUGAGGGAGUCGGCCGGACAGGCGGACAGACGCCCGUCCACCGCCACCUUCACCGAGGGCACGUGGAGCCCAGAGCUACCCUUCCACAAUAUCGUGGGCAAACAAAAUACCUUGGCAGCCCUAACAAGACACUCCAUUAAUCUGCUCCCCAACCAUCUCGCCCAAGCUUUGCAUGCUCCUCACUCUGGUCCAGAGGAAGUCAAUGCCCGUAUUCAGAGCGCCAUAGCCCUGCGGAGUGGGGAUAAGUUGAGGAGAGUCCAUAUAAGACCUUUCUCACUGAUGUUUAAAGAACCACGUCUGGAACACAAGUAUUCCCAGAUGAGGGAUGAAGUAUUCAAAUCCAACCUCGUGUGUGCCUUCAUCGUACUCCUCUUCAUAAUUACUAUACAGAGCCUGCUACCCUCUGCCAGGAUGGUAACCAUGGUGAUUCAGUUCUCUGUGCUCAUCUUGCUGCACUGUUGCCUUGUUGUCGUGACUACGGCAGAGGACUAUAAGUGUCUGCCGCUGGUUCUGCGUAAGGCAUGCUGCUGGGUCAACGAAACAUACGCUGCACGCAACGUAGUCAUCUUCCUGUCAAUACUCAUCAACUUCCUGUCUGCCAUCAUCAACAUGUUAUGGUGUGAUUUUGAUCAAACAAGCUCCUUCAGGAACCAGACGUUUAAUGCUUCAGCUUCAAUCCCGGACAUCUGUCUCUACCCCGAGUAUUUUGUGUUUACGGGCGUGCUGGCCAUGGUGACCUGUGCCGUGUUCCUGAGGUUGAACUCUGUUCUGAAGUUAGCUGUUCUCUUGUUGAUGAUCGCCAUCUACUCUCUCCUGACGGAGGGGUUCUACACCUCCCUCUUUGUCCGCUACGACACCUUUCACCUAAGCCAGAGCAAAAGCUUCUUGGGAACCAAGGAGACCUCCCUGCUUCUGAUGGCCAUGUUUCUUCUGGCUGUAUUCUACCACGGACAACAGUUGGAGUAUACAGCGCGUUUGGAUUUCCUGUGGCGUGUCCAGGCCAAAGAGGAGAUUAACGAAAUGAGAGAGCUGAGGGAACACAAUGAAAACAUGCUCCGGAACAUUCUACCCAGCCAUGUAGCCCGACACUUCCUCGAGAAAGACAGAGACAAUGAGGAGCUGUACUCUCAGUCCUAUGAUGCAGUAGGAGUUAUGUUUGCCUCCAUUCCUGGUUUUGCUGAUUUUUACUCACAAACUGAGAUGAACAAUCAGGGGGUUGAGUGUUUGAGACUCCUGAACGAAAUCAUCGCUGACUUCGAUGAGCUGUUGGGGGAGGAUCGUUUUCAGGAUAUUGAGAAAAUAAAGACAAUUGGCAGUACAUACAUGGCUGUGUCCGGACUGUCCCCUGAAAAACAGCAAUGUGAGGACAAGUGGGGUCACCUGUGUGCCUUGGCUGAUUUUGCCCUGGCUCUGAAUGAGAGCAUCCAGGAGAUCAACAAACACUCCUUCAACAACUUUGAGCUGCGAAUCGGUAUGGCCCACGGCUCUGUGGUGGCCGGUGUGAUUGGGGCGAAGAAGCCCCAGUAUGAUAUCUGGGGGAAGACGGUGAAUCUGGCCAGCAGGAUGGACAGCACGGGCGUGAGUGGAAAGAUUCAGGUGCCCGAGGAGACGUAUGCCAUCUUAACCGAACGCGGCUUUGCCUUUGAGUACCGCGGAGAGAUCUACGUCAAAGGCAUCAGUGAGCAGGAGGGAAAGAUUCGCACUCACUUCCUGUUGGGUCGCAUUCAGCCCAACCCGCUCAUCCUGCAGCCCCGAAAACUCACGGGUCAGUACUCACUGGCCGCCGUGGUCCUCGGCCUCGUUCAGUCUCUCAACCGUCAAAAACAGAAGCAAAUCCUCAACGAGAACAAUAACUCAGGCAUCAUGAAAAGCCACUACAACCGCAGGACCCUGCUAGCACCCGGAGGACCCGAGACCAGUCACGCAGAGGCUGCAGACAAGACUGAGCUGUCCUAG
Molecule: messenger RNA, 3684 nt
Organism: Chanos chanos (milkfish)
Lineage: Eukaryota; Metazoa; Chordata; Actinopteri; Gonorynchiformes; Chanidae
Gene: adcy8
Product: adenylate cyclase 8 (brain)
Exons: 18
Coding region: 1-3684 (1227 amino acids)
Biological process (GO): intracellular signal transduction; cAMP biosynthetic process; adenylate cyclase-activating G protein-coupled receptor signaling pathway
Cellular component (GO): plasma membrane
Molecular function (GO): adenylate cyclase activity
Source: RefSeq, a predicted model, not a curated record